UGAAUAAGGAGGUCUUUACUCCUUCACAUCACACAAGAACCAGGAGCCACCCAGUGAAAUAGGCAGUCGGUUUGAAACAAACAGAAGGAAGUACUUUACAACGCAGUCAACCUGUGGAACUAGUUGUCAUGGGAUGUGUGAAGGCCAAAAGGAUAACGGGGUUCAAAAAGGAAUCAGAUAGGUCUAGCAAUAGCUGUUAGCCAAGCUAGGCAGGGAUAUAACUCCAUGAUCUGGGUGUCCUUAAGCCCGACUGCCAAGAGCGACGGAUCGCUUGCGAGAUUGCCCAGUUCUGUUCCUUCCUCUGAAGCCUCCAGCACGUGGCGGGCAGGGCAGGAUGGCCCAUUGGUCAGCUCCAGCCCUGUUCUCUGCUCCACUCUCCAGCCCCCGCGGGAGGCUCCUGCCCAUGCUGCAGCCCCAGGAGUUAGCCUCAGCCCCGCAGCAACUGCCGGGGCUCAGCGGGCGCGGGGCUCUCAUGACUUCAGGAGGCGGGUACGGGAAAGGCGAAAACCCCGCGGUGGGGUGCGGUCGCUGCGCGGGCAGUUACCGCUUCCCCGUCAGACACCGCGCGGAAAGCGCAGCUCCGCCGAGCCCAAUCAUGUUGUUUUCCCAUCCGGCAAGAGGGCUGGGCGGGGCACUAGAGGCAGGGCGGCUGUUAAAUUCCCGUCAGGCAGUAGUGCAAACAGCUUAUUCUUGUGUGUUCUGCUUUCCCAUCAAGCCCUGGGACGGGACCCAGGAGGGGGAGGGGGAGCUGAUUGCCUAGCAGGCAGCUCCGGGAUCUGUUUUUCUCUCAGGCAGUGGCGGAGACAGACCUAAUCCCGCGCGGGUGGGGGGGAGAGUGGGGUCCUUGUAAGGCCCGCUGGGGUCUGGCGCACGCGGGGAAGUGCGGGCGCGAGAGUGGUGCCCGCGAGGGGGGGCAGCGGGGGGAGGAGGAGACGGAAGCCGGGAGGCUGCCUGAGGUGAAAUAACAAUGGAUACUAUAUUGUCUCGACUGAAGCAGCUAACACCUGAUGAUCUUAGAGAAGAAAUUGUGAAAGCUGGACUGAAGUGUGGACCUAUUACCUCAACCACCAGGUUUAUUUUUGAAAAAAAACUGGCUCAGUUUUUGUUGGAACAAGAGGGAGAAUUGGAGAUUAGUGCAUCCACUGUUGCAGAGAAAUCUUCUGAAAACACUGCAUUUGAUAGUAGUCAGUCAGAAAUACAAAGAGCUUUGAAAUCUAACGCAGUGAACCAUGAGAGUCAUAUAAACGUCUCUGAAGAGGGAGACUUUGGGUACAGUAUGGGCCUGAAUCCCCCAGAAGAGGAAGCUGUAAUGCACAAGACCUAUUCUGCAUCAGUCUGUGGAGCAGUAGAUGUUGAUUCACAAAUAAAUGUUCAGACACCAUCUAGAGAUCCUCCUUUGUACUAUGGCGUAUGUCCCGUUUAUGAUGACAUAUUGGCAAGAAAUGAGAAAGUGCAUGUUUAUGAUGAUAAAAAGGAAGCUCUGCAAGCUGUUAAGAUGAUUAAGGGCUCCCGAUUUAAAGCUUUCUCCAACAGAGAAGAUGCUGAGAAAUUUGCUAAAGGAAUAUGUGAUUACUUCCCAUCGCCAAGCAAGUCAUCCUUAUCUUUAUCUCCAGUGAAAAUAGGACCAUUAUUUAACAGAGAUGGCUUAUGCUCCCCUGAGACAGAAACAGUUAAUAAAGAAAGAGCCAACAGUUAUAAAAGUCCUCGUACGCAGGACCUUACUGCCAAACUUCGGAAAGCUGUAGAGAAAGGAGAUGAAGCAACAUUUUCAGAACUUAUCUGGAGUAACCCACGCUAUCUGAUUGGAUCUGGAGACAACCCAACAAUUGUACAAGAAGGGUGUAGGUAUAAUGUCAUGCAUGUUGCUGCCAAGGAGAAUCAAGCUGGUAUCAGCCAGUUGCUAUUAGACACUUUGGAAAAUCCUGAAUUUAUGCGGCUCAUGUAUCCAGACGAUGAUGAAGUAAUGUUGCAGGAGCGCAUUAGAUAUAUAGUUGACCUUUACCUUAAUACGCCGGAUAAAAUGGUAUUUGAUACUCCAUUGCAUUUUGCUUGCAAGUUUGGGAAUCUGAAUGUGGUUAAUGUGCUUACCUCGCAUCCAGACAUUGUAAAAAAUCCAAGAAACAAGUAUGGUCAAACUCCAGCAGAAGUAAUCUGUGAAAGAAACAAAAAUAAAUCAAUGGAACUGAAAGAGAAAAUAAGAGAAUAUUUGAAAGGUCGGUAUUAUGUGCCACUCUUGCGAGCAGAAGGCAAUUCCUCAGCUCCAGUGAUUGGUGCACCUUGGUCACCUGAUCAAUCAGAUGAUAACCCCCUUACAGCUUUACCUAAACACAGUGGCAGCCCCAAAGAUCCAGUCUUGUCAGUGAGAGCUUUUGCAGGCCCAAUGACUCCCUCCAAGGCAGAAGAAUUUCGCAGGCUUUGGAAAACUCCACCUAGAGAGAGAGCAGGCUUCUUUCACAAUGUCAGGAAAUCCGAUCCAGAAAGAGGAGUUGAAAGAGUUGGAAGGGAGUUAGCUCAUGAGCAGGGGUUCCCGUGGGUUGAAUACUGGGAAUUUCUGGGCUGUUUUGUUGAUCUGUCUUCCCAGGAGGGGUUGCAAAAAUUAGAAGAAUACCUGAGUCAACGGGAAAUGAGUGAAAAGGCUCAGCAAGAAACAGGAGAAAAUGAUACGUGCAACAGAUAUAAAACUCCACAUCCUUCUGGCAAAAGUAAAAAAUGCUGCAAUUCAAUUUCUGUUGGAGCAUUUUUAGAUGAAGAUGAUGAUGACAUGAGCUUGGAAGAAAUUAAAAACAGACAGAAUGCAGCACGGAAGAACAGCCCUCCUGUUGUGUCUAAGAAAUCGAGUAUAGAUGCUAUUGGAGAUUCGGAGUGUGACAUCCUGUCGAUGGAGCACAAAGUAAACAUUAUAGAAACGUCGGACCUGUCCAUGCAUUACGAGAAGGAGGUUUCAUCCAGCAAAAAUGGAUUUUGCAGCCCUGUAACUAAUGAGAGGAUAACUAGUGACAGAAAACAUUCACAUGGUGGAGAGGAGUGCCUUAUAUCCCCAGUCUCCAAUUUAAUGGCAGAAUUUGAAAGACUGUCUUUCCAAGGCCAAGCAGUGGCAGGGGAAUGUUUGGUGGGGAAAUUGAACAAAAUCACUGCAAAAACUGAGAAUGAGCAAGUUUUGGCUGAAGGAAUGAGCCAGGUCAGAAUAUCUAAGGACCAGCUGGGUAAAACCUGCUCAGCACUUUCUGUGGCAAGCUGUUCUGAGCCAGCUACUACGGAAAAGCCUGGAGAUACAAAACUAAGGACAGAAAACAAAAUACCCUCAGAAGCUGAAAGACUGUCAUUGGACCCUGGUAUUUGGGACAAAGACACACAGCAGCUUGGCAGUCUUGCAGUGCAAUCUGAGUGUGCUGCUUAUUUGUGUCAAGAGCCCUCUUCUCAGAGAUUUCUUUUGAAGACUCCAUCAACAAAUGAAAAUACAAAGAAGUUAUUCCUCUUUGGGGAACAACCAUCAAAGCUGGAUAGUGAUGUCUUAGCAGCUGUAGAAGGAGUAGAAAUUGACCCACAGAAAUACCCCAUUACUUACAAAUGGAAGAAUGCUGUACAGUCCUACUCUUCUUCUGACAGGCAAAGUUGGCCAAGUCCAGCAUUGAAAGGAAGGUUCAAGUCCCAGUCUGUUGCAGCAGGCCCACCAAAUGGUUCAACGUACUCUAGCCCAAGAAGAAAUAGUCCGGUGCUGGGCAGCCCAGGGAAAUAUGGCAAUGUUGCUUCAUUUUUUCCAGAUCUUGGGAGUCCUGGGCGGUACAGUCCAGCAUAUGCCAACAAUAUACUGUUGUUAAAACUGCAUCACUUGUCAAAACCUCCUUCCCAUUAGAACAUAACUCAUCUUCCUGGGACUUCAAUUAUAUUUUUAUUUUAAGAGUGGAGGGAAAAAAUUGUAGCAUUGCUAAGGUGACAUGAGGAAGUGUCUUUGGCUAUUUAUUUAUCCUCAUUCGAGGACAAAUUCACAUUUUAAAAAAUAAAUGUCUUUACUUCAUGUACCAGAUAGAUUACUGGUGAUUUGCAAGAAGUUAGAGAAGUUCUCUUAUCCAGUAGUUAUACAGUGAAUAACCCUUAUUCUUGUUAACAGUAGAGCAGUGAUCUGAACCUUUCACUUAGUGAUUCCUGCUAGAAAUGGUGGUGGUUACUGUAGGCCAAAUGUGAUAGUCAGAAGGAACCCAGAGAUGCAUUUUUAUCGCCUGGAUAACUUUGAAGCAUCUUAUCAAUAAACAGAACUCUAGGUUAAAGGGAAGUCAAAUGCAUUCAUAUUUCAUUUACAACAGGAAAAAAAAUCAAAUUAAAGAACUGAAAGUUUAACGUGGGCAGUUACCUCUUCCCUGUUCGAGUACGAAUUUGACUCCCCACUGCCCAAUAGACAACAGUUCAGUCUAAACACUAAGAAAUGUCUAAAAUGAAGAUCAGCCAGAGACUUUGAGGGGUCACUUCUCAUUCUGAGGAUAAUAAAAACACAUCACAGAUUUGGAGUUUUAAGAAAAGGGGCACUAUAGAAUUUAGUGAUUUAUGGUUGGGUUAGUUUGAAGAUAAAAGCUCAGCUUUUUCCCCCAAAAGCUUUUGCCAUUUGCAGACUUCACUAGUAAUUACACAAAAGCACAUCAGCAAUAAUUUAAGUAAGUUUACCAGUGAUGUAUGUGAAUAGUUCAGUUUAAUGUGAUAUAUUAUGGGGCUAAACAAAAACUCAUGAAGUGGUUUCUUAUUUCCUAAAUGUUAAAAGGACUAAGACAUUGUUUUUAUUGAAAUACAAAUUCUUGUCUGUAGUCAAGAUACAGUAAUUACCUUUUUGUUAGCUACAAUGAAAAAUAAUUUCUCAGUAUUCUUCAAGGAUGAACCCUUGUGAUAGUGCUAUAUGGAAAUGUUUCUAAACUUGAAACAGACACACAGAGUGUAGAUUUUGAUAGUUCUGUUUUUGCUUAAGAAAAGGCUUUCAGUAGUGUAAUUCCCUAUUAUAGUUUCUAUCACAGAAUUAAAAAUAAUCUUUAUGAUAGACAUCUGGUCAAAGGUACCAGAGGCAUGGGAGUAGAAAACACUACUCCCCAUUGCAAGGAAAAAAUAGAACCUCAAAGAGCUUUUGUAAGAUGCAUAUGUAGCUAAAGGAACCCUAACAGUAGCCGGGAUGUCAUAGUAUAUUGUUAGCCAACUGUGGGACCUUUAUUACAUCACAGAGGCUGGAUUAAACUCAACAAGAUAUGGCUGCUUUGGUAGCUAUUGCACACUAGAGUAAAAUGACUGUUUCUGACACACACACUGUAUACUUCUGAAUAUAUUCAUUGUUUGGUACAAACUUCAAAACUGCACUUAAAGCUUAAUAGUGCCUUUUUGUAACAUUUUUAAAUUAGCAUUUUUGUUUGUGGUUUUAAAAGUGGCAUCCACUUACAUGAGACUUUAAAAUGUAGUUUUUCCCCUCCAAGACUCUGAAUGGAAAAGUAUUCUAAAGGUUUGUUCUAGAGCUUAUUGUUUUGAUGAAAUUGCAAUUACAGAUGUAUGUUUUGGAACUGUGUUUAUAAGUGGUUUAAAUGGAAAUUAUGUAUUGAUUCCUAUGAGCUGAAUGUUAGAAAUGAGCCACUACCUUCUAACUGACCACCAUUCAAAUAUAAUCCACCCAAGUUGCUUUAUUGUGGAACUCGCCUCCAAAAAACAAAACAAAAACAACCCUAUUUUAUUGGUAACUUUUCCAGUUGCUAUUAAUCUUUGUUGCGGGAGGAGUCUGUAUCACACAUACAUUUCAGUUGCUUUAACUUCUAACUUAUUAAAAAUCCAUUUCCCUAAACUUUCUGGACUGUGUGUAGUAAU
Molecule: messenger RNA, 5826 nt
Organism: Gopherus evgoodei (Goodes thornscrub tortoise)
Lineage: Eukaryota; Metazoa; Chordata; Testudines; Testudinidae
Gene: ANKLE2
Product: ankyrin repeat and LEM domain containing 2
Exons: 13
Coding region: 968-3853 (961 amino acids)
Biological process (GO): negative regulation of phosphorylation
Cellular component (GO): endoplasmic reticulum
Molecular function (GO): protein phosphatase 2A binding
Source: RefSeq, a predicted model, not a curated record